Somion occarium is the source of this 2171-nucleotide messenger RNA. NCBI's taxonomy places the organism in Eukaryota, Fungi, Basidiomycota, Agaricomycetes, Polyporales, Cerrenaceae. The record is from the annotation of a GenBank genome assembly.
ACCCACCGACUGUUCCACGGGCGAAGGUUUGAGCAUAAACCCCUCGGCUCAGAACAAAUCGACGCUGGGAAAUACAUCAACGGGACAGCUGGAGGAACAAUAGACUCGAGGUCUCACCUUCCUCAUGGCUGGAAGAUCUGCUCAAGGCCGGCGGGCCUCACAGGACGUCGGUUUAUUGCCAGUGGUUCGCACUCCAGAACGCGGGAGACGUUCUCAUAGUAUUGGUGACGAUACUCCACGACCUACAGGUCUGCUGCAUGGUGCUAGUUCCGGUACAAAUGCAAGUACAUUGUCUGCAGAGUCUGGCAGUCCUCCCAACACUCAUAGCCUCGCCGAUCAUCUGCCAACAAAGGGCAAAUUGGGUUUCUUCGGCGAGAAGUUGUUGUCUUCAAAUAGUGGCUCUUCUAAUUCCACAUUGCGCCCAAGUCCUAUUGCUCCUCAGCUGCUUCCCACUCGUAGCCAGUCGCGAGCAGACAGUCUCAACGCUGUUUCCCGCGAAGCCACGGCGUCUCCUGUGCCAGGCGUGUCUGCAUCCUCCAAUCAGCCAAACAAAGGACACGCAUCACCUUCGAAGCCAUCCGGCACACGAACGUACGACUCCAAACUCAUCUCUCGCGAGAUGCAUCGACUGGGUAACCUCGCCCACCUACCGUCGUUGAAUCCCUCGCUGUCAUCAGCUUCUACCACGACGCUGAAUUUACCUCCUACUACAUCAAACAUUGCGUCAUUAUCCACUACUGACAACCCGUGGACUACGUUACACGUCUACGUACUGCCUCUCUUUAAUGGCGAACCGUUGCGAGUGCCGAUCGAGGAUCUCAAUGCCUUGGUCAAGCGCCAUAUCCAGACUGUCGUCUCUGCCUCCCCGUCGAAGGCGAUAUCCGUUCUAGAACAUGAUGCGUCGGAACUGAUAAACGCAGGCAUGCUCAAUGUCACCUCCAAAUUGUCCGGUAUCGACGAUGACAAGCUCGUAAAUCGAGUGGUUGAAUUAUGGGGCUUCUUUUGGGAUCAAGUCCUUCCAUACGUCGAAGGAGCACUUUUACCGCUUCAGACUGACACCAUACUGUCAUCACUCUACCGAACAAUUGCGAAAGGUCAUAAACCAACUUCUCCGGUAGCGCAGAAUGUCAAAGGCUCGAUGUCAGGAGUUCUACACCAAUCGACGCCCCAGAUUGAUGUUCGGACCAUUGCUCUACAAUCGUUCCGUGACCGCAUCAUCUUGCCUGCCUUCCCCGUUCUCAAUGCCCGCCUAUUAGCGCAACGUGAAUAUCCUGAGAGCCCUAGUUAUCAACAACCAAGACUGCAACAAAUGCUACUGGUUCUGGUCUCACAGCGGUCUCUACCUUCCGCCCUCUCGCUGACGGAACCAACGCCGCCACCCACAGCAGGUGAAGCAGCGAUCCAACAUCUUCUUCGCGCCAUUCGUACACCGAUGACUCAUGGCUCCUCCAAUAUCCGUCACCGCUACUCAAGAGGCGCACCGUCAUUCCUUUCUGCGGGUGCGCCUCGAGAUAGGCGAGGGCGGAUUGACUUGAAAAACCACAUUAGGUCAUCCCGGGGGGAAGACGAGGGCGACGAUGGAGGUGAUACCCCGAGAUUCCACGGCUUCGUGGAAACUGGGAGGGAACAGGGGCGAGAGUUCUUGGAGAGUCUCCGGAGCCCGGAUCUUGAGACUCCGAAUCCUGGUAUGGGAGGUUGGGGGUUGGGUAUUGGUAAUGAGGAUAAGAAGGUCGACGACGAGCCCGAGGAGGAAGAUAACAUGGAUUGGGAUCAAGCACAGGCUGUCGUUGAACGCAUGGUAGGCAUGAAGGGAGACAGUUCACAGCUUUCUGAUGCACGAAGGCGAUAAUCAUUUUUUUCUCCAUGGUAGUAUCUUGAGUAAGGUUUGAGGGAAACUAUUUAUGUUUUAUCUAUAUAGGUAUACGGUUGGGCACAGAUAGCGACUGCUGGCCGGCAGCUGUCGUGCUAGAGUACUCCAGGAUUCUAAUUAUUCGGUUAUUCGGGAAUAUAGUUUCAUUCCACCACGUUUCCUGCGAGAACAUUGGUCUCUUCCUCAUCCAUGGAUUCUGGGUCUUCUCGGGCUGGUGGUAUGGUCUGAACAGCCUUCCGGGCGGCAGACCUUUGGCCAGCGACGUAUCGUGCUCUGGCUCGCUGCCGACAGAUUUUACAUC